Messenger RNA from Drechmeria coniospora, 1215 nucleotides. Its product is annotated as DNA damage response protein WSS1. The transcript has 2 exons. Lineage: Eukaryota; Fungi; Ascomycota; Sordariomycetes; Hypocreales; Ophiocordycipitaceae. The record is from RefSeq and is a predicted model, not a curated record. The coding region runs from base 1 to 1215 and encodes 404 amino acids.
AUGUCCGACAAGCCGGUCGGCGCCUACGUCCACCUCGACAAGGAGCCCCGUGCGGGUGAAGCGCUGCACAUGCUGAAGAAGGUGGCCUCACUGGUGCAGCCCAUCAUGAGAGCCAGAGGGUGGAGAGUUGGCCAGCUUGCAGAGUUCUACCCGCAGGAUGCCAGCCUGCUCGGCGUCAACCAGAACAGAGGAAGCAAGAUCUGUCUGCGCUUACGACACGCCGGCGACCAUGCUCAAUUCUUACCGAUGGAGAGCGUGACGGACACGAUGCUCCACGAACUGUGCCACAAUGUCCAUGGCCCUCACAACCAGUGCUUCUACUCGCUCUGGGAUCAGGUGCGCGAUGAGUUGGAGGGUCUCAUGAUCAAGGGAUACACGGGCGAAUCCUUCCUGUCCGACGGUCAUCGCCUGGGAGGCUCCAAGCUGCCGGGCCACGAAGUCCGUCGACUCGGCCGCGCGGCGGCAGCACGUGGCCGAUUGCAGCAUGCUGGAAAGGGACCCGGUUGUCGCCUUGGCGGUGCAACCCCUGCUGUCGGCCAAAGCAUCCGCCACGUUGUCGGGGCCGCGGCCGAGCGUCGUAACAGGAUCCUUCGCGGAUGCCCAGCGGAGCGACUCAACGGGCGGGAAAUUCAGGAAAUCGCCGACAGAGCGACGGAGAAUGGGUUCCGCACGCAGGCCGAGGAGGACGGCGCGAACGAUGCGGCCAUUGCUCGAGCCAUGUGGGAAUCUUUUCGGGACGAGGAUGGCCAAUGGUUCGGGGACAAUCAUGUCCCAGCGUCUGCGGCAGCGCCCAUGAAGCCCGGAAGCAGCUCUGCCGUAUCCGCCGAGGCCAAAAACGGAAGCUCAGCUUCGGCAGAUGCCCGGCCGUCAUUCGGGACAGGUGCUGGGGAAAGCCGGCAGGCCGACGCGCCGGGGUGGGAGUGCCACGUAUGCACCCUUCAGAAUUCGGCGGAACAUCUUUGCUGUGACGCCUGCUCUGUGGAACGACCGACCGUUCGGAAGCGAAAGCGUGCCGGUCCAGAGUCUGGCGCGACCGGCCUGCCCCGGACGACCAUCGACCUGACGGAAAGUCCCGGGCGCGAUCGUGGCAAGCAAUUUCGUCCGUCACGUCACGGCGGCCCUCGGCCGACGUGGACCUGCAAGGCCUGCACGACAGAGAUGGAGCACCGAUGGUGGACCUGCGCACAAUGCGGCUGGAUAAAGGACAGCUCGUGA